Messenger RNA from Rattus rattus (black rat), 2442 nucleotides. It is a transcript of the gene Efnb3, whose product is annotated as ephrin B3. Gene Ontology annotation, molecular function: ephrin receptor binding. Gene Ontology annotation, biological process: axon guidance; ephrin receptor signaling pathway. The record is from RefSeq and is a predicted model, not a curated record. NCBI's taxonomy places the organism in Eukaryota, Metazoa, Chordata, Mammalia, Rodentia, Muridae. Gene Ontology annotation, cellular component: plasma membrane.
CUCUCCCCCUCCCCGCCUCUCCUUUAACUCCCCCCUCCUGGGCUCGGGACUGGUUUCCUCCCUUAGCCCGCUGCCCUCAAUCCCGGCGAGGCUGGGGCUCCAGCUCGGUGUCUCCUUCUUCGCUGCCUUGCCCGGCGCCCCAUGUCGCCCCCGCCCGGCCCUCUGCUCCCCAUGUCCCCCACGUAGCCCGGCGCACAAAUCCCGAGGUGCGGCGCGUGGGCCGGGGGCGCAUAGGGCGCCUGCAGACGGCCCCUGCAAGGGUUCUAGUGGGGCUGAGCGCUCUGGAGCCGGGGCGCAAGCAUCGCAGAAAAGAGGGUCCUUGUGGGAGCUGGGGGUGACUAGCCACCCACCAGGGUGACUGGGGCUCCACAGCGUGGUAGCCACCCCUGGGGGUGAGAGACUUUGGGGGAGUUGGUGCCCCGCCCCCAGGCCUUGGUAGGGUCAUGGGGGGCCCCCAUUUUGGGCCAGGGGGUGUGCAAGUCGGGGCCCUGCUGCUGUUAGGUUUUGCGGGGCUGGUGUCUGGACUCAGCCUGGAGCCUGUCUACUGGAACUCGGCGAAUAAGAGGUUCCAGGCAGAGGGUGGUUACGUGCUUUACCCUCAGAUCGGGGACCGGCUAGAUCUACUUUGUCCCCGGGCCCGGCCUCCUGGCCCCCACUCCUCUCCUAGUUAUGAGUUCUACAAACUGUACCUGGUAGGGGGUGCCCAGGGUCGGCGUUGUGAGGCACCCCCUGCCCCAAACCUUCUUCUCACAUGUGACCGGCCAGACCUGGACCUCCGCUUCACCAUCAAGUUCCAGGAAUACAGCCCUAACCUCUGGGGCCACGAAGUUCAGAUCCCACCACGACAUUACAUAAUUGCCACAUCAGAUGGGACCCGGGAAGGCCUGGAGAGCUUGCAGGGAGGUGUGUGCCUAACCAGAGGCAUGAAGGUGCUUCUGCAGGGACAAAGUCCCCGAGGAGGAGCUGUACCCCGAAAACCUGUGUCUGAAAUGCCCAUGGAGAGAGACCGAGGGGCAGCUCACAGCCAGGAGCCUGGGAAGGACAGCAUACCAGGUGACCCCAACAGCAAUGCAACCUCCCGGGGUGCUGAAGGCCCCCUGCCCCCUCCCAGCAUGCCCGCGGUGGCUGGGGCAGCAGGGGGGCUGGCGCUGCUCUUGCUGGGCGUGGCAGGGGCUGGGGGUGCCAUGUGUUGGCGGAGACGGCGGGCCAAGCCUUCGGAGAGUCGCCACCCUGGUCCUGGCUCCUUUGGGAGAGGAGGGUCCCUGGGCCUGGGUGGUGGAGGGGGGAUGGGACCUCGGGAGGCUGAGCCUGGGGAGCUAGGAAUAGCCCUGCGGGGUGGUGGGGCUGCAGAUCCCCCCUUCUGCCCUCACUAUGAGAAGGUGAGCGGUGACUACGGACACCCUGUGUACAUUGUGCAGGAUGGCCCCCCCCAGAGCCCUCCAAACAUCUACUACAAGGUAUGAGGGCUCCUCCCACUUGGCUCUCCUCAAUCCAGUCGCCCAUGGGGUGCUCCUCCAGUGUAAUUUGUGGUAUGAGGGACACCUGCGCCAUGACUUUGGCCCCCUUUGCCCCACCGGCUCUUUGGCUCCUUCUGGCUAUAGCCCCCAUCUCCAGUUUUAGGAUCCCUUAAGACUUGACUACACCUCUUCCUGCCCUCCCUCUGUCUCUGCCUCUUAGGGGAGGGGGCACAGGCUCAGCCUCCUUCAAUCACUACACAGGUGUCCUUUUCCUUCGCCCACCCAGAGUAGGGGUGGGAAUGGUCUGUCUUUUGGUUGGCACCUCUUUCUGCCUCUCACCGUUUUUCUCUUCUCUAUUUCUUAUUCUCUCUCUCCCUCUCCUGUGUCUAGGUCUGUUCUCUUCCUCCUCCCUAGCCUCCUCCUCCUUACAUCUCCUUUAACCCUCUUGGCUUCUUGUCCUUCCUGUGCCUCUCACGUGUCUCCUAGGUUGGGGCAUCAAAGUAUCUCUCCCUCGGCUCUUGGCCCUUUCCAACUUUUCAUACCAACUGCUCCCCUCUGUCUGCCAAAAUCGGGGGCUUCUGGGGGUUGGGGGGGAGAUUCUGGCACUCUACCCCCCCCAGCUCCAGGCAUGGGCACAGGGCCUCUUUCCCUGCCUUUCUAUGUACUUACUCCAGCCAUUUGGGGUGGUUACUGGGCCACAGCAAACUACCCUGAGAAGAAGUGUCCUGUUGUAUCCAGUGGCUGAUAGGAAGACAUGAAGCAGUGAAGACAUGAUGGACUGGAUCUGAUGCUAAAUGGGCAUCAGAUAGGAAGUGACUUGUUCCAGACAAGAAGUGACCAGGCCUGGACAGAAAUGGCCUGGGAAGUAAGUGGCAGCAGCAGGAACUGGAAGUGCCUUCGUCCAGAACAGGAAGUCGCACUUCUGAAAUAGGAAGUGGUCUGGCUGGAAUUCCAAGUGGCUUAGUCUGGGGAGGUGGUGGGGGUG